Messenger RNA from Prorocentrum cordatum, 1323 nucleotides. NCBI's taxonomy places the organism in Eukaryota, Dinophyceae, Prorocentrales, Prorocentraceae. The record is from the annotation of a GenBank genome assembly.
AUGCUGCGGCUGGCGGGCUCCGGCGCCCAGGCGAGCUCGCAGCGCCGAGGCCGCGCCGGCCUCGCCGCGGCCGCUGGCGCGUUAGGGCCAGGAGGCGGCGCCACCUCGUCGCGGCCCCCGCCGGGCUGGGCGCGGGCGCCGGCGGGGGCGUCGCUCGCCGCGUGCGGGGGGCGCUGCCAGGGGAGGCGCUUCGGGGCGGCUGCUGCUGCGAGGCUGCCGAGGGUGCCGCUGCUCGAGCCCGGGUGCGCACGCCCCUGGCUGCUGCAGCGCUCUGGGAGGGAGCUGGCGAGGGACGUGGCCGUGCGGGGCGGGCUCUCGCUGGAGGGCGGCUCCGUGUCCCAGCGCUUCGUGAUGCGGUGGCAGGAGCGCCCGCUGACCGUGCUGCUGGUGGCCAGGCACGAGAAGAGGCAGUCGUUGAGGACCGUCCAGGAGAUGGGCGCCUGGAUUGCGGCGAGGGGCAUGACGGUGGUUCUGGAGCCGAAGCUCCUGGAGGAGUGGCCUGUUGUGACCGGCAGCAUCCACGGCCUGAGGACCUUCUCGGACAAGGAGGCCCUCCUCAACUCCAUCGACCUUGUCGUCACGAUCGGAGGGGACGGUACGCUCACGUGGGCGGCGUCGCUCUUCGAAGGGCCCAUGCCGCCUGUCCUGUCGUUUGCCGCGGGGUCCCUGGGCUUCCUCACGCCCUUUCCGCUCGAGAAGUGGAAGCAGACGCUCUCUUGGAUUUUCGAGGCUGUGGCGCCCGACGGAGCGCCCGUGCCUCUCGUGUGCCGCAUGCGUCUCCGCGUGAGAGUGCGAAGGGGCCCCAACGGGCAUGAUGACCGCGAGGCCGAGCAGGAUCUCAGCCGCGCCGAGUUUUCCUGCCUCAACGAGAUGCUCGUGCACCGUGGUCGUUCUAACAUGCUGGCGAAGCUCGACGUCCGUGUGGACGGCGAGCGCGUGACGCUGGUUCAGGGUGACGGCAUCAUCCUGGCGACUCCCACGGGCAGCACGGCCUACUCCCUGGCGUGCGGUGGCAGCAUGGUGCACCCCGCAGUGCCUGGCAUGCUGCUGACGCCGGUGGCACCGCACUCGCUCUCGUUCCGGCCCGCACUGUUGCCCGACUCGGCAGAGGUCAUAGUCAUCGUGCCGCUCUCUGCUAGGGCGGGCGUGAACAUGAGCCUCGACGGCAAGGACAUCUGCGGUCUCCAGGUCGGCGACUCCGUGCUCGUCACGACGUCCUCCCACCCCGUCCCGGCGAUCUGCCGCGAGACGGACUCGAAGGACUGGUUCGCCUCGGUGAACCAGGCGCUUCAGUGGAACAGGCGCAUCGAGCAGAAGUCGUAG